Molecule: messenger RNA, 963 nt
Organism: Exophiala bonariae
Lineage: Eukaryota; Fungi; Ascomycota; Eurotiomycetes; Chaetothyriales; Herpotrichiellaceae
Exons: 1
Coding region: 1-963 (320 amino acids)
Biological process (GO): pantothenate biosynthetic process
Cellular component (GO): cytoplasm
Molecular function (GO): 2-dehydropantoate 2-reductase activity
Source: RefSeq, a predicted model, not a curated record
AUGUACAAGGUCCUGGUUGUGGGCACUGGGUGCAUAGGUUCGGUUUAUGCUUGUAUUCUUGCGAGGAGUAAUCGGACUCAAGUCACCUGUGUUUGCAGAUCCGACUACGAGUUUGUGAAGGAAUAUGGCCUGAAAGUAUCAUCAUCAAUACUAGGAGAGAUCCAAUCGAGGCCGACUGUGGUGCAAAAUGUCGCAGAAGCCAUUCAUCGAACACCUGGUGCGUUUGACUAUAUCAUUAUUUGCACGAAGGCAGCAGAAACAACUAUAGCAAGGGUGAUUGAGCAGAUCAAUCCUGCGAUCACGCCAGGCAUGACGUCUAUAGUCGUGAUACAAAAUGGCCUAGGCGUUGAACGUGUAUUCCAUACGGCAUAUCCAGAGGCAACAAUCAUCUCAGGUGUGGCGUACAUGCCGACAAUAAAGAUCUCUCCUGGCGUUUUCCUGCACUCUGAGAUGGAAAGACUUCAUCUCGGUCUGUAUCCAUCCGCAGUCGCGUCAAGAACACUGAUGACUUUUGCCGAGCUCGCUCGUGAGGGAGGAGCAUACAUCAUGAUUCAUGACGACAUUCAAGCUGAGCGAUGGCGCAAGGUGGUAGCAAAUGGAGCAGUCAAUCCGAUUUGUGCAUUAUCUAGAUGUCCGGACCGAAAAUUGGUGGAAUCGUCAACUCUAGGCUUUGAGCUUGUCAAAGAAGUCAUGGAAGAGAUCGCCGCUGUAGCGACAAGUGUGGGAUAUGGGCAUAUCGUGACACCCGCAACAGUGGAAAUGCAGUUUACCAGAACGCUGUCAAGGCCCUGGCCAGGAGUGCAGCCGAGUAUGAUGACCGAUGCACUCAACAAGCGGCCUAUGGAAGUUCAAGCAAUCAUAGGUGAGAUUGUCGCAAUUGCAGGUGAGAAAAAUGUUCGGAUUCCUCGACUGGCUACGCUUUACGUUCUAUUGAUGGGGCUGGAAAAGGCUCAGCAAGCUUGA